UUGGAAGACUAUAAAGGAGCAGAUGAAAAAAAAAAAGGCGAACUUGCUUUCCUCAGUUGUCUGAGCCUCACGUCAUGGAAAGAGUUACUUUGUUGCAGCGCUGAGGAAUAAACCCAGAGAAACGUCCCCGCGUGUGGAUCUGAUCGCUCGGCUGCUGAUCUCUGGUUUUCAGUGAAACCUUCGAGGAUCGCAAGAGGAUGCGCAGGAACCUGUUUACAAGGAAAACGCAGCGAGUUUGAGAGAAUGUGGAGCUCAGGGAUGCCAUUACUCAUCCCUGCGGUUCCCCUCACGCCAGGCCACUUUGUCAUGGAGAUGUUUUCACCGCGGAUCCUUUCUAGGCUCCGUUAACGAGCAGCAAGUGUCGGUGAACGACGUGACGCCGAGUCCAGUUUGGGAGGAUUUCAAACCACCGGCGGGGCUUUACCCUGGAGAUCACUGGAGAAACCAGCUUUGUUUCUGAACCUGUUGAGUUUCUGAUGCGAGAUGAGAUGAGGAAGCCAGUCUCUGUUAUGAGGGAGUCGAUGUGUUGUACAGCCUCUGCAGCCUGAACUUAUUGUUGGGUAUUUAACCACAAUAGAUUUUUUUAGGACAAUAGAGCAACAGCCUCUAUGGGCUGAGGAUGCUAGUGGUCACAGUGGGUAUAAUUCAGACUGUUGUUAAGUUUUACAUAUCUGUUUAGUCUGUGGUGUUUCUAAAGUUUCAGAUCAUUAAAUUUACAUAAAGGUCAUAGUGCCGCUGCACACCUGAUCCAACAGCUGCCAUGUAAUUUGAGACGAGAUUCAAUAUUACAGAGAGCUGGUGUCAGAAGUUUCCAACACAGCAUGCAUCCACACAGUAGCAUCAGUAUAAUCUAGGCACUAUGUGCAUGUAGAAUUUUGUGGUUUGGGACCAACUUGAGUAUCAAGAUGUCAGUGAAAGCCAAAGCCAUCUACACCUUCCUAAGUGAAAACAAAGAGGAGAUCAGCAUCCAGGAGAACGAGGAGCUGGUCAUCUUUGAUGAGAACUCAGUGGACGGCUGGUUCCAGGGGGAGAACAGCCGAGGGGAGAAGGGUCUCUUCCCAGCGUCUUAUGUGGAAAUCAUCCGCACUCGCUCAAACUCCAAUGUGACUGACUGCUCCAUCAGCCCGGCAGGCUCUCUAGGAAAGGACUCCUCCUAUUUCCCCUCGAUUCCCAUCACCCCCCCUCAUUUGCAGCCGCCAUAUGAUGACGAUGAAGACGACGACUGGGACGACUGGGAUGACAGGUCCACAGUGGUGGAGGAUGCAGACUACUCAAGGAGCCCUGGGGCCAAUGGACAUGCCCAUCAGAGCCCACUGUCCAACAACCCUAAUGUGCACUACCGGUCCAAACCACACAUGGAGAGACAGGACAGCAUCUCCAGCUCCAGGAAAGGCAGUAUGGUGGGCAGGAACUUGAAUCGAUUUUCCAGCUUUGUCCGCUCAGGGGUGGAAGCGUUUGUUUUGGGUGAUGUACCCAUGAUGGCAAAGAUAGCUGAGUCAUACACCAUCGACAUGGGUCCUUUGGGGCCCCUGUGGAAGGCAAACCCAGAGCCUUUCGUCUGCUCAAUUGAAGACCCCACAAAACAGACAAAGUUCAAGGGCAUCAAGACCUACAUUUCUUACCGGGUCACGCCGAGCCACACAGGGCGUCCUGUCUACAGACGUUACAAACACUUUGACUGGCUGUACAACCGCUUACUGCACAAGUUCACUGUGAUCUCUGUGCCCCACCUGCCUGAGAAGCAGGCCACGGGGCGAUUUGAGGAAGACUUCAUCGAGAAGCGCAAGAGACGACUGGUACUGUGGAUGAACCACAUGACCAGUCACCCAGUCCUCUCUCAGUAUGAAGGCUUUGAGCACUUUCUAAUGUGCGCUGACGACAAGCAGUGGAAACUUGGAAAGAGACGGGCAGAGAAGGACGAGAUGGUGGGCGCCCAUUUCAUGCUGACCCUCCAGAUCCCCAACGAACACCAGGACCUUCAGGACGUAGAGGAGCGGGUCGACACCUUCAAGUCCUUCGCUAAAAAAAUGGACGACAGUGUGAUGCAGCUCACACAUGUUGCCUCUGAGCUGGUACGUAAACACCUGGGUGGGUUCAGAAAGGAGUUCCAGCGGCUGGGAAAUGCCUUCCAGUCCAUCAGCCAGGCUUUCAUGCUGGACCCUCCCCACAGCUCAGACGCCCUCAACAACGCCAUCUCCCAUACAGGCCGCACCUACGAGAACAUUGGAGAGUUGUUUGCAGAGCAACCUAAGUAUGACCUCUUCCAAAUGCUGGACAAGCUGUCGCUCUACCAGGGCCUGCUUGCCAACUUCCCUGACAUUAUUCAUCUACAGAAAGGUGCCUUUGCCAAGGUGAAAGAGAGCCAGCGGAUGACCGACGAAGGGAAGAUGGACCAGGACGAGGCCGACGGCAUUAGGAAACGCUGCCGGACGGUCGGGUUUGCCCUCCAGGCAGAGAUGAGCCACUUCCAUCAACAGCGAGAGGUGGACUUCAAAGACAUGAUGCAGGCCUACCUCAAGGAGCAGAUAGUCUUUUACCAACGUGUUGUCCAGCAACUGGAGCGCACCCUGCGCAUGUACGACUGUCUGUAAAGACACCAAAAUUCUGCCCAGCACAAGAUGCCAAAAAACACAGUGACAAAAGGAAAAAAAAAAAAUCUAUCGAGGCGUUUUGUGUUUUGUUCUGUAUUUGGCCCAAUUUGAAAAGAGAUGAAUGAAGCAGUAGUUACUGGAAGACACACGAAGCCAGUCAUUCUUUCACCUUCAUGGAUUCAAAGUCAUAUUUUUGCAAAGACCUACUGUACCUUUUUGUUCUGAAAUACACAUCACAUAGGCAGGUGUUUGUAGCAUUAAGAUAAGAAUAUAGGUUUCAAAUUCAUAGUGGAUCAGUGCUUUAUUGUUCAUAGUGUAACACAUGAAAGCCAUGAAACGGGUUUUAUUUUGAAAUUGUCCCCUUUCUCUCCAACAUCGUGCACUUUGGCUUCUCCAGGGACGGAUUGAAGUUGCUUCCAUUAUGUAAAAAAAAAAAAAAUUGCAACGUAUAAGCAUUCCAGAUGUGUUUUUUUUUAAUUCAGCAUUUUAGGAUUUUAUCAAUGUCACUUUUGUGAAGAGAAAAGAGAAGAAGAGAGUCCAAACAGCUGUACGAUAAAAGUAUAGGGGAAUUUUAACCAUCGCCUCCUCUGGUUCUUGUGAAGGGCUCAACUUGCUCAGGUGUUCACUGCUUUUUUUCCUUUACGUUACUCAUGUUAUCUCCAAAUACAAAGGCCUGUGUAAACCUUAUAACAGUUAAUGACUCCAUGUCAAUUAGUUUCAUUUCCUUACUUUUCUUCAUAAAGGAAGUGCCUUUAAAGAUGCAACACAUUCCUAUGGAUUAUUUUUGAAAUGGACCAUUUGUCUUGUGAUUGGCCUGUGUGUUUUUUGGGAGUGAAUUGUUGGAAUGAUGUGUUUAGGCACAAGUUUGCACAUGUUUCUAUGUACUGGUGGGUCAUUGUGUGUGUGUGUUAAUGUGCCGGCGAGUGAAUGAAAUGAGUCAACAACUGUGCUGAUCGAUUCCAUUUGCCAUGGUGAAAAACAGUUCUUUAUCUAUGUAGGAGCAGAUUUAUUUAGCCAUCAAACAGAUAUGUCAGAUAUUCUCAGCAGAUGAACCGCUUGACUGAGGCAGAAUAUCAAUUUGGCAUUUCUGUGUUUGUAGUAGAUCAUUUUCUUGACAUAUGGUAAAAACAAGUGCUUCUUGUUACCGGAUCCUUGUGUUUUCAUGUAUUUUGGGUAAAAUAAAAACAGUUGGUUCAUUGUCUAGAACUUUAAAACCAUCUAAGUCUACGUCAUGAUAAUAUAGCCAUAAUAUCAUAUAUAAAAUAUGUAACAUUUAUUGAAUCUUUUUGCAGAGUUAGUGAGAAGAUUGAAACUCCCCUUGGUUUUUUUAAGUUAUAGCCAUAUAGUGUAGUUAGUAUUAUCUUAUUAUUAAGACAGGAAACAGUCACUUUACUCUGCUCAAACAUGACACAUACCAUCCCUUCUAACGCAUGACGCAUUGUUGUACAGUGUACAGGGGGUGUGACGAGUGAUCACUUCCUAGGUCGGACAUUCAGAUGAAUUUUUGACAUGUCAGGAAGUUUUGUGGGCACAGUUGAGGAGAGUCCUAAGUCGAUUCCCCCAAAGUCAGAACAUUUUCCCUCAUUGCACCUACGUUAAAUGACAAAACACAAUCGUAGGAACUAGGAAGUGUAGUCUAUGGCUGGAAGCGAUUGCAAAGCAAGAAAGAAAAAGGUGAUAAGGGGUUCUAACAAUACAGUAAAGAGUGUAGCCAGUUAUCAUUUUACAAUAUAGUAGCCUCAAACAUGAUUGACUUUCUUUCUGCAAAAUAGCCAAACCAGGCUCAUGUCUUCCAAGCCACCAGCUUGUCCAUAUGUCGACAUUUCUUUUUGGGAAGUUUGACACACAGAAUAAUCCAUGGUAUCAAGCUAGCUUGUUUCUCCCUUUUUAGCAUUGUUAGCAAACAAACUUCUUUUUCAACUUCCCAUCUUGAAUGAUUUACUCGUACUGUGUGAGGUGGAAUUUAACGUACCGUUGGGCCCGACUUAAAGCUCAGAAAAUAUCAUGCCUAAUCUGUAGUUGUCUGGCACACAACCCCCUGUCCAACUGCAGCUUGUCAUUGUCACAAUUAGGUUUUUGUGCACAUUAAACAAAAGAGAUGUAUUGUGAUACAGUUUGUUACGCUUGCAGAUAACAAAUCUUUUUGGGUUAUCAGUCUUCUCCUUUAACUCUGUAAGAAAGAAAAACAUUUCCCACAAUGACAUUAAUAAUGAUGAUUAAUGCACCAUAUUUUGAGAGAUUCAGUUUGAAAUCUUAUCACAUUUUCUGUAGUUAUUCCCCACAUCUAAUGAGAGUGAGGAUUUGACUCCCACUCCUCCCUAAGUGAGUUAUUAAAGUUGUUCCAGUAACAUUACUCAUCCUAUUUAACAAGAGGGUAUUUCAUGGAAACUUGUGGUGUAGACAAGAGACUAUCUUUAGCAUCGUCUCAACCUUAGAGGUGUACGUGAAAUUGCAUUAAUAAGCAUUAAGUAACUGCUUCAAGUCACUUCCAGUGUUUGUCAGUUGUGAGACACAGAUUCUUCACUUUGAUGGAAGAGCGAUCGCUCUCUUAGGGUGAGAAGAAAGUGCUGAUUCAGAUUCCAGGCCUCCUCAGAAAACAAGGGACCUGCUCGGCCUGCGUGCUUUUGUGUGACUCAGAUAUGAGUGUUGCCUCAGUUAUCGGCUGCAUCUGCAUCCUUCAGCACAUCGCUGUCUAAAUGUGCUAUUUUUCACAUUUGUUUGUCUUUGAACAAACCUCUGCUAUUCAUACGUCAGCAGUUUCUCUGAGACCAAAGAAGUCAUACAUGUUCUCCACCAAAGUUCCUCUUUUGAAACUCUGUUUAGUGUUGUGAAAGGAACUUGGUUUGGAACUAAAUCUGGAAACUGUGAAGACAACACAGAAAAAAAACAUUCCCAAACUGGUUUCACAAUGACACUUGCCUCUCAUGUUCCAAAGUCACAUGGUUAGAUGUCAGGCAUUUCACACAGGUGAUUGUUUCUUAACAUGCAUGUGUGACCUGGUUAGUUGCUGGAGUUCUAUGCUUUAGUUUCAGUGUCUGAAAUAACAAGUAAUUAGUAAUUUGUCACAUGAUUUAAGGGAAGGGCACCUAGAAAAUAUUAAUAAAAACAACGAUGAUGUCUUUAUAUCUCUUUGUCAUCUUUGUGGGUUUGAAUGUCUGACAUUUCAACAAGAAAUCAAUAAAACCCAGUGGAUAAGACAGCAAUGAAAAUACUUGAAGUAUUUACAAUAAUUCACACAGGUCCAAGGGACUGAAGCACAUGCACUUUAUCAAUCAAUCAAUCAAAGCUGACAUGUAUUCACAAAUCACAAUUUGCCUCGUUAGGGCUAAACAAGCUGCAACAUCCUCCGUCCUUAAUCGCCAGCAAGAGUCAGAAAUACACCCCCCCCCUGAAAGGAG
This is a messenger RNA of Paralichthys olivaceus (Japanese flounder), 5989 nucleotides long. RefSeq names its product sorting nexin 33 (gene snx33). Gene Ontology annotation, molecular function: protein binding; phosphatidylinositol binding. The record is from RefSeq and is a predicted model, not a curated record. Gene Ontology annotation, cellular component: cytoplasmic vesicle; plasma membrane. NCBI's taxonomy places the organism in Eukaryota, Metazoa, Chordata, Actinopteri, Pleuronectiformes, Paralichthyidae. Gene Ontology annotation, biological process: endosomal transport; plasma membrane tubulation; endocytosis.